Molecule: messenger RNA, 3063 nt
Organism: Bombus pyrosoma
Lineage: Eukaryota; Metazoa; Arthropoda; Insecta; Hymenoptera; Apidae
Gene: bs
Product: serum response factor homolog
Exons: 5
Coding region: 150-1286 (378 amino acids)
Biological process (GO): positive regulation of transcription by RNA polymerase II
Molecular function (GO): DNA-binding transcription factor activity, RNA polymerase II-specific; RNA polymerase II cis-regulatory region sequence-specific DNA binding; protein dimerization activity
Source: RefSeq, a predicted model, not a curated record
UUCAGUUCGCGGGGAGCGCUCGUACAGUGCGCGUUGUUGUCCCGUGUUCCUCUAGAUGGUUGAUCACGUGGGAAACAUUGCGCCGAGUUUUCGCGAUUCCGUGGCGGAGAAGGGCCGAGGGAAAGGGAAUAAAUGUGCGCGAGUCCGUAAUGGACAACCCUAGCGGCGGAAGAGAUAGUCGGUACGCAAGUCUUGGCUACAGCAUGGGGAUGAUAGGCAGCGACGCUGGCUCGGAAAUGUACGGCCGACCGUCCACCUCCCAACUUACAACUUCUCAAAUAAGCCGCGGUGGCGCCACCAUGAUGGCAGCGGCGGCCGCUGCAGGCGCACCGAAUGCCGGCGUGGGAUCUGUACAGAGGGGUAUCAAGAGGACCACUUCGGACGUCUGUUACGAUGACAGUAACGCACGGCAGGCACUUUCGCAACAGCAGGCCAUGUCAAUGUCCACAGACUGUGUCCCCGAUAAUCUCGAGGAGUCAUUUACGAGUUUGGGCCAGCCGAAAAAGUCACCCCCCUCGAACGGUAAGAAGACCAAAGGACGGGUCAAGAUUAAAAUGGAGUACAUCGACAAUAAACUACGGAGGUAUACCACCUUCUCGAAGAGGAAAACCGGAAUCAUGAAGAAGGCGUACGAGCUGUCGACACUGACAGGUACACAGGUGAUGCUGCUGGUAGCCAGCGAGACCGGGCAUGUGUACACGUUCGCGACACGAAAGCUGCAGCCGAUGAUAACGAGCGAGGCCGGGAAGGCGUUGAUCCAGACCUGUCUGAACAGCCCGGACCCUCCCGCCUCCGGUUCCUCCGGCGACCAGAGGAUGUCCGCGACCGGGUUCGAGGAGACCGAACUGACCUACAACAUAGCCGACGACGAGCAGAAAGAAGACGGCACUUCACCUAGAUCGGACGUUUGCGCGAACGAAAGCGACGGAGACACCAGCGAUGGCGAUUCUCCUGUCUCAAAGGAUCUCUCAAAAAAUCACUCAGGUAUAAUGUACCAGAUGCCACAGACAGUAAUUUACUCGCCGACUCCGGGGGUUCUACUCGGUAUCGGGCAAAACGGCCAGCCGGUGCAAAUCUCUCAAGAAGGAGGCACGGUAGCCCCGGUUAACUCGACGCAGAGUAAUCAGCCGUUCAUCACGAUACCGCUGAACGUCGCGAUGAGUGCCGCCGGCUUGUCGCUUCCGGUUACAUCCAGGAUGAAUCUGUCGCCGUCGCCGCGAUCACCAACGACAUCGGCCACGUCCAGCUGCGAGCUACCAUCGGACCUGAGCAAAGAUCGUGAGUGAUAUAUCGCGGAUCGAGCCCCGAUUAAGAAAAAACCCUCCCCGAAGCUUGUCGCUCGACGAUGCAACAAAAGGCUUGACCCGACGAGAUUGGACGGGCCAUCUUUUUUCCAACGAUCGUUUCGGUUCACCAAAGAAGGUCGGAGCGAACCGUGACGCAUACAGAAACUCGGAAAUCUCGCGCGGAACAUUUUCUCUUCAGCGACGCGUCGGGAUGACCUGUUUCGAUCGUACGCCCGAGCCGAAUUGAUCCGACGAUCGAAAUGGACGCGUUCUCUGCAAUGCUAUCGAUACAUACAGAUAGAAUUUGCUGCUUAUCGUGUACGAUCGACUGAUUUGUAUUUUGCAAGAUGAUGGAUUUUGUCGAGAUCUCCUUUGCGCUCGCGAUCUAGCCGGUCGCGACGGUAACGCGUUGCAACGCGGAGGUGCUUGUCAUUGGUCGAGGAUAUUCGUUUGAUGAAAUUUUGCGAAAUUAUCGGUACUGUGUUGUAUUUUAUAGAGGAUUGUAUAAAACCAGAGAACGAAUCAAAUUGCAACGAUGAAUACGUCGAGAGUAAGGGUGGCAAAUUUGGAUGGAUCUUUGCGUACGAUAUUAUGUGCGUAAAUUAGCAUUGACCGAUGAUUGGUUGUGGUAUGAAAUUAUCAAUGCGCAUUGGUAUAGUUUUUGUUGAUACUGGACUUUGUUAGCCGGCGUUUAAUCGAUAUUCGUACAAUACUAGUCGAAGGUUUUACCCAAUAACCGUUCCACGAAUUAAUUGUUUACACUGUCUUCGUAGAAUUCGCUGCUUUUCGAGCUAUUAUUUAACGUUUCGUAAAUUACUUAAUAGAGAGGAAAGGAAUUCGAUAUUUUUUCGACGUUAAACGUUAUAUAGGAAUAUUUGAAGAUUCGUGGGACUGGUGAGUCGAAUGAGACGCAUUCGAGUGCAGUAAUUUGAUAAUAACAGAAAAAUGAGCAAGUAAUAAUAAAAUAUCGAAAUUUUAGCGAUACAUUUUAUGUAUCACGUGUGUUAUGUACUAUAAUUGUAUAUAUAUCAACGAUCUGAAGCUUGUAAUUUUUAACGUUCUCCUCUUUAGCAACGUAAAUCAUCACGAAACGAUUACAGAACUUGUAGGUUUAUAGCUCGAAGCGGUACACCAUUCGACUGCGGCGAUUUGUUCGCAAUUCUCAUCUUAGGAAACGCAAAUUCAUAUGGUUGUUCGCGAAUUAUUUGAAAGAGAAGGGAGAUAACUGAAGAGAGAUAUCGAGGAUCGAUGAAUCGUGUGGCGAUGAUGACUUCUCAAUCAUACAGGGUGCUUCUAAAAAUAAUCUAUAAGCUAGCGUUAUCGUUUUUUUUGAACUAUAGAGAAGAAAAUAUUCGAUAUAUUUUCUAACACGGAAGUGCGAUUAACCAAAGACCUUUUUGGUUUAUCCGAAUUGUAUUAUUUAUUAGCUUACCCGGAUAAUGAUUCCUCGAGAAACAACGACGUGUUCGCGGUGUUACCGAAACAUAGAAAUUACGCAAAUUCCUCGUGAAUCAGUCACAGAAUGUAAAAGGCAAUAAUAGCGUCUCGAGUUCGAUGAUCGGCUGAUCGGAUUAAUUAACCGAACCGUUAAAUUGGUCGGUGAUAAUGUUGGCAAUCGUAACCGUUCGUUUAUACGAUCAUGAUGUUUAAUCAUUAACCGUAAAAUAGUGAUAAGCACGCGUCAUUAUCAGCCAAAUUGUUUCAACAGUAUUUUUACUCACACAGUAAGCUCUAUUUUACACGAUAUGGAAAUAAAUUAUCAGCUUGUGAUAGACAA